AUGUCUUACAUGACUGCUGUGGCACUACUGGUUUUCCUGGUCAUACAUGAAGGAAACAGUGCGAUGGAUCAAGGUUCAAGGAUCCGAUGUCAGUGCAUCACCAAGGAGAAGAGGCGUAUUGGGCGUCUCAUAGGACUGGUGGAGGUGAACCCUCCAACGUCUCACUGCAAAGACACUGAGAUAAUUGCCACUCUGAAAAAGGAUGGGAAGAAGAUUUGUCUGGAUCCUGCAGCUCCGUGGAUCCAAAAAGUGCUAAAGAAAAAGUCUGGGCAGACACCUUAA
Messenger RNA from Menidia menidia (Atlantic silverside), 282 nucleotides. The record is from the annotation of a GenBank genome assembly. Lineage: Eukaryota; Metazoa; Chordata; Actinopteri; Atheriniformes; Atherinopsidae.